AUGAACGAAGACCUCCUCCUCUUCCGCCUACCAACAGAACUCCGCAUUCAAAUCUACGACUACAUCUUCUUCUCGCACAUCCGAGACCCUCCAAUCCUGGACAGCAACUGGCUCCAACGUCCCGCCACGUAUAAAAGAUGUAUGCGUCUCUGGAUCGAAGGAGAAGACCUCCUCGCACACCGCAACUGGCUGAACGACUUCCACGCCGAACCAUUGUUGUCGGAUUCCCAUGCUGUCCUUCGAACAUGUCGACGGAUCUACGCAGAUGCGGGAGCCUACCUGUACGACAACACGCUCUUCAUGCUCUUCACGAGUACCAAGUACUCCCGUCUUGUCCAAAAACACGGAAGCUCCGACUCGCCUCGGCUUCGACCGCGCAGUCCUUCUGAGGUACCUUCGCCACUCCCGCUCAUGGCUCCGGGGACAGUGUCGGUCUACAGCCGCAAAUACGACCAUCUCGAUCCGAAUCGUGUUCCACGCUGGAAGAAAACCCGAUACUGCUGGGUGUUUCAAGAGCCCCCCAGAGUAACAUUUCUCGGAAGACUAGGUGACCCAGAGUCGUUCUUUCUCCGCCACGCCCGUCACGUACGAAUCGACGCUUCGGUGAAGACACCUUCCAUUCUGGCCCUCGUGAUGAGACAACUCCAGAACGUCGCAUCUGUCCUUCCGCAGGACCUAGGAGCGAUGGAAGCACGGCUCCACAUCCAACUCGAUGGACCGAAGCAGAGAUCCCUCGAGCCGCGGAUUCCGUGGACCAGCAGGCAGAACUUCCUGAAAAUGGUGAGACUGUUUGAAGGGAAUUUCGGUAUCUCCAUUUUUGCGACGUUUUGGUUGGUGGCGUUUGGGAGACCUUUCUUGUACACAUUGCUGGACUUGCGCGGGGAGCGAUGCUCUGUAUAUCCGAAUAUAAAGAAGGGACUGUAUCAUCAUCAGCUAGAGGAGCUUCGAAGACUGCUCGACAAGUGGGAAAUCUCUUGGUGUGGGGAAUGUGAGGAUUGCCUUGCAAGAGAAGCAAAGCGACUGGUGGUCUGUAAGGACGAGUCUGAAGUGGGAAUACAAAUACAAGAUCCAGAGCUCGAUAGGAUCCUGGGGAUGUAUAGGCAACUCAUUAUCGAUUAG
Lecanosticta acicola is the source of this 1119-nucleotide messenger RNA. NCBI's taxonomy places the organism in Eukaryota, Fungi, Ascomycota, Dothideomycetes, Mycosphaerellales, Mycosphaerellaceae. The record is from the annotation of a GenBank genome assembly.